UCAUUCAAAUUAACGACCUUUUUUUAUGAUUUUGUUCUCUAUGCGGUUUUAACGGAGACCAACUCGCAGAUGAAAAGACUCAGUUUCGUUGUGAACCAGCAUCAGUAUGUCUCUAGAAUGUUUUACUUAGCAAACUGUAAUAUCUAUCAGCGAUCGAUUAUCACUGUAACACGUAAGAUAGUAUCAMUCCUAAGGGGCAUUCUUCCCAUUCGUCCAUGUACUGCCAUCUUGCCUGAGGUCACUCAUUCACUAAGCCCUAAAAUUCAUUUUUAAAUCGUUUUUGGCAGUUAAAUAAUGUAUGAGAAAUCCAACAGAGAAAGUUAUUAGACAAACCUUGUAUCGCAAUCGCCCACGGCAUACUCUGUAUACUGAGUACAUGUUGAAUAAUGAUUAUAAAAGAUCUUUGAAUAUUUACAAAACAUACCAAUUCGGCACCAAACUAUUUCUUACAAUAUAUUUCGUCUGUCUAAACACAAACUGGUCCCAAUACGUGGGGGAAAGAUUGUCAGAACAGCCUGUUUUAAUGUUAUASCCGUCAAUUAUUUCAAAAUGUCGUAAUGGCUGUAUUUAAACUGUCAAGUUUUCUAAAGAACUAAAAAAUAUCUGUGUUUAGUGGGUGGACGAACCAUCAUUGGUCAUCAGACAAAUCUCCACUAUCGACGCCAKUCUUAUCUUAAGGGACGUGGGUGUGGGACUGACAUGGCGAACAAAAUCUUGCAGUAAAUUACUUACAUAGCAUCCCAUCCCGACAAUCCACAGUCCGCAUAUAUAGUUCACGACAAUUCUGUUUGCUGCUCAUUCUGAUAAUACAACAUGCAUCUUGCUWGUUYCGUUCUUGUAGCCAUGGCAGUCUGUAGGUUUACGUUUGGGAUACCUACCAAGCAACACGCUUAUAAAGAUAYUUCAUUGAGGAGUAAGCUCGUUCAGAACUCUUUCUUGCAUCGAGACACUCAUGAUAAUGGCAGGUAUGGAUUACGGGAUCUUCUCAUACAAGAGGGUAGGAAUAGGCGUGUUAGGUAUCUCCCUGUCUACAGCCAGAGAAGUCAUAAAGAAGAAAAAGAAACCGCAAAGGACUUAGUAAGGCAACCAGUGGAAAGUAUUUUUCCUUCUUCCACCAAAAGACAAACAUGGAAUGAGUCCAGAAAUCGAAGAGUUAAACGUAUUGUCUUCCUUCCAGACGACAGAAUAAGAAUUAAUACCUCAAGCAAGUCUCAAACGUUUCCUUUCUCGGCGACGGUCAAGGUGUCAACGGGUUGUACUGGUAGCCUGAUAUCUAAGUACCACGUUCUAACGGCUGCUCACUGCAUCCACAAUGGGACUAGUUUUAUUACAUCAUCACUACGUGUUGGACUCUUGAARCGAAAUGGAAAGCAUCGUUGGUUCGGGGUACUAUCGUACAAUAUUCCACAGCAAUGGUUCUUUAAUCAAGACACGCGUUAUGACUAUGGUGUUCUUAAACUACAGAAACCUGUUAAAAGGAAAUUCUUCAGCAUUGGUGUGGCCMGUGGUACUUCAGUAAAUAUUCACUUCACGAGUUUUCCUGGUGAUAAAAGGUCUAAUUCCAUGUGGUAUUCGUCAUGUCAAGCAAUGAUCUUACCAUAUAGCAUCCUUUCACGAUGUGACGCGUCUAAAGGAAGCUCAGGAGCAGGACUAUAUGUCAGUGAUUCCAACCACAAUCGAGUUAUAAUAGGUGUAUUGUCUGGGUCUGUAGCCGUGAGAGAUAAGACUCAUGGAAAACUGAAAUAUUUCAACGCAGGAUUUAGAAUCACCAGACAGAGUGCUAAAACUAUCUGCAGAUGGGCUGGUUCUCCUUUUGGUUGUCUUGCCAUAUCUUAGCAUUCAGAUAAUACUAAUUGUACAGCCYAGCUAACUAAUAGUAUUGAUAAGCUAUGAUAAUUAAUAUCCAAUUGUUUGRUGUCAUACAAAUAUUUAUGAUGUAAUUAUUUUAACAUGAUUUAGUU
This is a messenger RNA of Exaiptasia diaphana, 1961 nucleotides long. Its product is annotated as serine protease 23. The coding region runs from base 814 to 1836 and encodes 340 amino acids. The record is from RefSeq and is a predicted model, not a curated record. Lineage: Eukaryota; Metazoa; Cnidaria; Anthozoa; Actiniaria; Aiptasiidae. Gene Ontology annotation, biological process: proteolysis. The transcript has a single exon. Gene Ontology annotation, molecular function: serine-type endopeptidase activity.